Hemibagrus wyckioides is the source of this 6288-nucleotide messenger RNA. It is a transcript of the gene man1b1a, whose product is annotated as mannosidase, alpha, class 1B, member 1a. Gene Ontology annotation, biological process: N-glycan processing; carbohydrate metabolic process. Lineage: Eukaryota; Metazoa; Chordata; Actinopteri; Siluriformes; Bagridae. Gene Ontology annotation, cellular component: endoplasmic reticulum; membrane. The record is from RefSeq and is a predicted model, not a curated record. Gene Ontology annotation, molecular function: mannosyl-oligosaccharide 1,2-alpha-mannosidase activity; calcium ion binding. The transcript has 14 exons. Bases 364 to 2337 code for a protein of 657 amino acids.
GCAUGAUCACGUGACACGACGAGGAAGCUGUCGCGUAAACACUGUGUUGUUAGACAUACCAGUUGGCUAAAAAAAAAAAAAGAACACGAAGCUUCAGCAUUAUAAUUAUUAUAAUUGAUAUUAUUAUAGCCAAGGCGUCAAAUAAGAGAUGCUGAUUAGCUUGCUUGCUAGGUGCUGCUGCUAGCUUCAUGGCUAGUACACCAGUAGGAAGCAGAAUGAAGUGGAUGAGAGAAAGCUAACGCUGCUUCAGUCACCGCGUCGCUUCAGGCUUGGCUCUCUGGGUCUGUGGAGGUAAACACACUCAAGGCAUCUGUUUAACUCCAGCUUGGUGUCUGAGACCGUGAGGAUUGUUCAGGAGGAGAAAUGUAUUCAACACAGAGGAAGGACUUUGUGUCUCUGACUUUGGGAGAACGCAGCUACAAUAACAAAAAGCACCGGAGGCAGUCCUGCUGGAGGAAAUGGAAGCAGUUUUCCCGGCUGCAGCGCAGUCUGAUUCUGUCUCUCUUCUCCAUUCUGUUCAUCGGAGGGAUCUUCUCUUACCCCAGCCUCUCCGAGCAAUGGACAGAUCUGUUUGACGGAUCACUGCACGAUGUUGGGGAUGACCUACAGAAGAAGGGUUUCCACCCCAUCCCCCCGGGUCAGAUCUUGAAACCCGUACCUGAGGUCAUCCACAAGGAGCCACCUGAAGAACAGAGACCGAACACCUUUGUCCUUCCCAAACCUGUAGCUCUGAAGAAACCUCCAAGCAAACGUGGUCCUCCAGGCCUGCAGAAACGAGGAAAUGUGUCGGACUGGCAGGUGAAGGACCGACAGGAAGCAGCUGUCGGAAGGGAAGAAGAGCAAGAGGAAGAAACGGAGACAGUCAUUAGCUGGCGAGGAGCCAUGAUCGAAGCCGUGCAGGACGCCGAGCCGCAGGAGGCAGCAGGAGCCGCUGAGGUGGAGGAAGUCGUCCCUUUACAAAUAGUCCCAGUGAACCCAGUGGACAGGGUGGAGGCCGUCAGAGAAGCGUUCAGGCAUGCAUGGAAAGGCUAUAAAGCAUUUGCAUGGGGUCAUGAUGAGCUGAAGCCUGUCUCGAAGGCACACAGGGAGUGGUUCGGUUUGGGUCUCACCCUCAUAGAUGCACUCGACACCAUGUGGAUUCUCGGCUUGAAAGAAGAAUUUGAGGAAGCUCGAAGUUGGGUAGAGACAGAGUUAUCAUUCUCCAAGAACGUUGAUGUCAAUCUGUUCGAGAGCACCAUUCGCAUUCUCGGAGGCCUCCUGAGCACUUAUCACCUUACUGGAGACUCUCUGUUUCUGAACAAGGCUAAAGAUAUUGGUUCUAGAUUAAUGCCUGCUUUCAAGACGCCGUCCAAGAUCCCUUAUUCUGAUGUGAAUAUCGGUAAAGGCACUGCCCACCCACCACGCUGGACCAGCGACAGCACCGUGGCCGAGGUCACCAGCAUUCAGCUGGAGUUUCGUGAGCUCAGCAGGCUCACCCAGGACCCACAGUAUCAGAACGCAGUGGAUGAGGUGACGAAGCUGGUCCACAAGCUGGAUGGGAAGCGCGAUGGUCUGGUGCCCAUGUUUAUCAACACAAACAGCGGCAAGUUCACGCACCGGGGAGUGUUUACUCUGGGAGCCCGAGCAGACAGCUACUAUGAAUACCUUCUCAAACAGUGGCUACAGGGAGGGAAAAAGGACGACACGUUACUAGAGGACUACCUUCAGGCUGUUGAUGGGGUGAAGAAAAAUCUACUUAAACAGACAGCCAGUAAGCACACCUUUGUAGGAGAGCUAUCUCACGGACGUCUCAACCCCAAAAUGGAUCAUUUAGUGUGUUUUCUCCCCGGCACGCUGGCUCUGGGAGCACAUAAUGACCUGCCAGCUGACCACAUGGAUCUUGCUGUGCAGCUGAUGGAGACAUGCUAUCAAAUGUAUGUACAGAUGGAGACCGGCCUGAGCCCAGAGAUCGCCCACUUCAACCUGUACAGCCUCAGCGGCCAUGACAUUGAUGUCAAACCAGCAGACAGACACAACCUCCUGAGACCUGAGACAGUGGAGAGUCUGUUCUACUUGUAUAGAUUCACCCAGGACAAGAAAUACAGAGACUGGGGCUGGCAAAUCCUAGAGAGCUUUAACAAGUACACCAGGGUCCCUAGCGGAGGCUACACGUCUAUAGGGAACGUACGAGACCCGGUGAAUCCCAUCCCCAAGGACAAGAUGGAGAGCUUCUUCCUCGGAGAGACUCUGAAGUACCUCUUCCUGCUGUUCUCUGACGAUCCUGAGCUGGUCAGCUUGGAUAAGUAUGUAUUCAACACAGAGGCUCAUCCUCUCCCUAUUUGGCCGUCAGUAUCAUGACCUACACUGGAGCUGUAGAGGCUUCUAUAUGCUCUGAGAAUCCUCCAGAGCUCUUCAUCUGGAUCAGAGAGCAAGUGGAGCUUCAGAGCAGAACUUAACAGUCUUGCAUUCGCUAACAAACAUUAUCGAGUAGCCUGAACUGUGGCAGCGAAGGAUCGCACUGAAAGAAAGAAAUGGUUCAUCCUGGCAAAUUAAAGGCUGUUAAAUCAUUUGUCUCCAUCCACACAUGCGCUGUUAGAGAUAAAACCCUGGUAUAAUUAGGUUAUUGCUGCUUUUUGUCAUCCUCAUUUUGGAUUACAUGCAUAAGACAGCUCAGAUUCCAUUGCUGUAAAAAUGGCAAGCGUUUUUCAUGCAAAAUGAAGUAUCUCUUGUUUUUUUUUUUUUUAUCUUCUAGUGCACGUGAGGUUUUAGCCGUUCGUCUUGUUGACGUGACAAGCUCUUACACAGGGGACCCACAAACGCAUUUCUGCGUGUUACAUUUAUGAGAUACAGGAUGCAUUUAGGACCACGUUGAACAGUGAGCCGUUUGUUUUUAAGAGUUAUAUUUUAUUUGAUGGCUCUAAGGCCUGGGAGAUUUUAUUUGUUUCUGUUCACUUCAUCUGACAGCUUUAGCACUUUAGUAAAAGCCCAUGACUUGAUUUAGUAGCGUUCCCUCCGGAGCCUCUCGAGCUGCGGCACUGUUUUGUGAUCCGCAUCUUCUUCUCCAGCUGUGAGACAAAAUUCCAGCUAGACUUUUGAUUCGUGACAAAAAAAAAGACCCUUUUUUAAAAAAUGAUUUAAAGGAGUUGUUUGUAAUUUUGGAUGCUUCUGCUGCCUGUGAGGUGAAUUGCAAUGAAAACACUGAGAAGCUACCUAAAGCUUGAUGUAAAUUUCAGGGGUGUUUUUUUUCCCUUUAUCUCGGGACUACACACGCCCGGAGUCUGAAAAAAUACUUUCAGCUCCUCCCUGAAACGCAUUAUAUAUACAUUUGCUUUGAGAAGAAUGUACAGAUGAGUUUGCUGGAUGGAAUAAAAGAUUAAAGCAUCACUCUAAAUAACCUUCAUCACACUAUGAAUAUUUUAUGCCACUUUAGGUCACAUGUUAAUUAUUCAGAUUAAUACGCAAGGGUGGAUUUUCCCUUCAGCGGAUGUAAAGAAGAUGUGAUCGAGUUAUAUACACUGUACUUGAAGACUAUUUUUGGCAGCAUUACCUUACCCUGAAUCUCUGUAUGUCUCUGCCGUGUCAUAUCCAUAUCAUGCUGCAAGUUGUUUUGUUUUAUUUUUAUUUUUUUUACUAAAACGAAAUGGAAACGUGGCCGCACAAAGAAAAGCACGUCCGCUAAUUAAACUUAAGUAGCGUGGGUGGCCCCUAGAGUUAUUUAUCAGCUGGCAUCUCGUGAAUUUGUGUUAACUUUUACCUCGACGUGAGGAGAAAUGAAUCACAUCCUUCCUGAUUCAAGUUCCGUGGCUUCUUCCUUCUUGCUUAGAAGUAAAAGAAAGGAAGAGGAUUUCUUUAACAGUGUUAGUUUAUACUGUAUUUAGUGGAAUUUCACCAACUGAGUUAAACAGAGAGUGUAUACUAACAGAGAUAGCUGCUGGAGAAAUUCCACGUGGUCAAUCCUCCUAGUACAUGUCACCUCCUGCUUAGCUAUAAUCCCUUUCUAUGAGUCCUGACGCAUCUAUGGAGAAAUAUAAAUCGACUCUCAAGUGGUCGAGUUGAGCUGCUGUGUUGUGCAGAUUUCAGGUCCAGAAAAUUGCAUACAGAUUAGUUAGGUCUGUUUUAUAUAUAUAUAUACAUAUAUAUAUAUAUAUAUAUAUAUAUAUAUAUAUAUAUAUAUAUAUAUAUAUAUAUAUAUAUAUAUAUAUAUAUAUAUAAGGCAGUAUUGUUUCUAAAAAUAAUGGUGGUCAAAGCAGGGUCCAGGAAAGAUAGCAAGAGGUCUGUGUUGUUUUCAAGUUAUUUAUUGAGGUGUUUUUAUUUAUUUAAUAAUCUGUUUGGCUGGUCACAUAAAAUGAAUGGACUUGAUCCAAAAACGAGUCAAAUUUAGGAACAUGAAGCUCCCUGACCUUGAAAUAGACUGGCAUUCUGUCCACUCUGCCUUGUGCCCCAAGUCUCCUGGGAUAGGCGCCUCUAGUAGGAUAAGAGAUGUAGAGAAUGAAAGAAUAAAUGGUAAAUAAGGAAAAUAUUAUUUUCUGCAUUUAAAUAAUGCUUGUAAUAUAAAUCUGUCCCGAAGGGUCCUGUAAAUAUUUUUAUUUUCUCUUUUUUAAUAAACAACCCUAAAACUGCACUUUUUAAAUCAAGAGACUGCUUUAACCUUUAACUCAGGACAGAUUUAUUUUAUGGACAUCAUUUAAAUGUACAUAAUUAUUUAUUUAUAAUUGGCCAUUAUGUUAUCAACUCAUUAUAAUAUUAUAAUAAUAUAUAGGAAGUUUAUUGGCGCCUUAGAGCAUUUUAUUCCAGCGCUUAGAGCAGAUUUUUAUUAAACCUGUCACUAGAUUUAUUGUUAUUAUGUAAAAUUCUCAUUACUGAGUUCUUGAGUCUUGGAUUAAAUCCAUUCAGUUCUAGUGACCAGACUAAUAAAUCAAUUUUUUUAUUUAUUUUUUUUUAAAUCUUUGUGAACUUUGGCCUUAAACCACUCAACUAAUGAGUACUUUACUCACCCGUAAGCACGGCUGUUUCGAUAAUUUAUUCAUCGACGCUAACUCGCACUAAAUCGAAGUCACUACUUAACUACUUGGCAAUGAUAUUUAUAAGUACCGUUUGUUUUGAUCAUAUUUUUCUUCGCAUAUGCGGCAAGGUUUGCCAAAAAUUUGGGUCAAUAUAAAAAAAAAAGAAAGAAAAAAAAGAUUUGAGAUACAGGCGUUUAACCUGCAGUCGUUUUCAUUUGCAGUGUUUGAGAGCUAAUUCUGGCUCGUGUCACGCCUUGCUUUUUACACCCUGUCAUUUUAGAGGCUUAUCUGUGAUAGGUUACCACAUGCUCUGAACCUCCUAAAGCGCUCAGCUUAUGCGUAGAUAAGCUUUUAGCAAAAUAGCAAAUUUCCUCGCAUUGUAAUUUAGUGCAGGAAUGACUGACAGCUUCGUUUUGCCUGCUUGCUCGCAGCGUGGUGAAAACCUCCGGAUUGUUUUCAUGCCUUUCGGAUCCUGAAACGAGUGUGAUAAAGAAUGCAGGGUCUGCUCGACUCGUUGUCCUUGCCAGGUUCUCACAGGUCCUGUUUGUUUUGCUAGCAUGCGCACUUAAUGCAGGAGCUGUGAAAGAUGUCUCAGGACCGAGAUGCUUCUUUUUGUAACGACGUGUGUAUUCUCAUGUGUGUGUGUUGGGUUCUAAAAAUGUGUCUCAUUAUUUAUUAUGAGUCUUUUACAUUACCAUAAACAACCAGUGAAGGACAGCCAUGAAAAAGGAUUGCAUAUAUAUAUAUAUAUAUAUACUUACCAGCCACAUUAUUAGGAACACCUCCUUAUUCAUCCUGGUCGUGUUUUUAAGCAAAUUGGUAGAAAAAGACCCCAGGUGAAGUUUUUCCCCCAUCUUCAAAUGAUCUUGUGCCCACUCAGAUUCUUGUUCUUGGCUGGCAGGAGUGAGAACCAAUAUCGUCUAUUGGAGAUGAAGCAUUUUGCGGUUGUAAAGAGUGAUUGUCUUUACUUCAAUUUGUUUCUGUAGCCUUCCUGUUAGCUCAGAUUAAUCUAACCAUUUUCUGCUGUCCUACCAAAUCAGCAAGGUGUUUCCAUCUGCUGUGAAAUAUAUAUUUUCUGUCUGUGUUAGUUCCAGGAGUUCAGCAACCACAUGAUUGAAUAAUUAUGAAUGAGCAGGUGUGUAGGUGUUGUGUUCCUAAUAAAGUGGCAGUAAAUAAUAAACAAACAAAUCCCUCCUUGUGCUGUUUUGGGCUGCUUUAUGUGUUUAUCUGUCAUCAGAUAUGUUUUCCUACCAUUAUCUGAACCUCUGUAUUACAUUCUGUAAAUAAAAUUCGUAAGAAUCCUGAA